AAGGAAGCUGCAGUUGACUUGUUCACACUUUUAGAGACACAGGCCUUCUUUUCAUCCAAUCCAUUAGACCUUGCUGUCUGUCUGUUCAGAAUGAGAGCUCUUGUUGUUCUCCUGCUUGUGGCUGUGGCCAGUGCUAAGGUGUAUGACAGAUGUGAGCUGGCCAGAGCGCUGAAGGCAUCCGGAAUGGAUGGCUACGCUGGAAACAGCCUCCCCAACUGGGUGUGCCUGUCUAAAUGGGAGUCGAGCUACAAUACCCAGGCCACCAACCGCAACACCGAUGGCUCCACCGACUACGGCAUCUUCCAGAUCAACAGCCGCUACUGGUGUGACGACGGACGUACCCCGGGGGCUAAGAACGUCUGUGGUAUCCGCUGCAACCAGCUGCUAACUGAUGACAUCACAGUGGCGAUCCGUUGUGCCAAGCGUGUGGUGUUGGACCCGAACGGAAUCGGGGCAUGGGUGGCUUGGCGCCUUCACUGUCAGAAUCAGGACCUGAGGUCCUACGUGGCUGGCUGCGGGGUCUAAGACCAUACUGGAGCAGCUGAACACUUCUCAACCCAUUCUGAAGCAGACUUAACUCAUUGGAUGAAUCCAUUCUGUACUAUCCAUCAGCAUCUGCAGCUUUAACUAGUAAACUUUCACAUAUUGAUACAUUUUAGAUUUAAGCAAUAAGGGCCUAGGGGGUGUGGUAUAUGGCCAAUAUACCACGGCUAAGGGCUGUUCUUAAGCACGACGCAACGCGUGCCUGGAUACAGCCCU
Molecule: messenger RNA, 759 nt
Organism: Salvelinus namaycush (lake trout)
Lineage: Eukaryota; Metazoa; Chordata; Actinopteri; Salmoniformes; Salmonidae
Product: lysozyme C II
Exons: 4
Coding region: 91-525 (144 amino acids)
Biological process (GO): defense response to Gram-negative bacterium; defense response to Gram-positive bacterium
Molecular function (GO): lysozyme activity
Source: RefSeq, a predicted model, not a curated record